This is a messenger RNA of Penicillium roqueforti, 3684 nucleotides long. RefSeq lists its product as uncharacterized. The coding region runs from base 1 to 3684 and encodes 1227 amino acids. Gene Ontology annotation, cellular component: cytoplasm. Gene Ontology annotation, molecular function: phosphopantetheine binding; catalytic activity. Gene Ontology annotation, biological process: amino acid activation for nonribosomal peptide biosynthetic process; secondary metabolite biosynthetic process. The transcript has 4 exons. The record is from RefSeq and is a predicted model, not a curated record. NCBI's taxonomy places the organism in Eukaryota, Fungi, Ascomycota, Eurotiomycetes, Eurotiales, Aspergillaceae.
AUGUGUAAUAAUGGGGGUCCAAUCCGUGGAUUUCUCGUCAACCUCGCACAGGAUGUUGAUGCCAAGGUUCUGCAGCUUAACAAUCGUCUAAGCUUUUCGUUCUCACUCCUCUUGAACGGUCACCUAGUCUCCAUUGUUGGUUCAGGUACCAUCGACACAACUAGUCUACUAGCCAGGUGGAAGAUGAAUGCCCCAGUCUACAUGGUCCCGGACCACAUCCUCGUCCUGGAAUCUCUUCCGAUGAUGAACGGCAAGACUGAUUUCAAGGCAUUGAAAGCUAUCAUCAAGGAAUCCAUUGGCUCAACAAUAGAGGAUCCAAUAUCUGCUACCUCGACACUGAGUGAAGCUGUUAUGACAGCUUUAUCUCAAGUAGCGGAUAUUUUAAUUGAUCAAAUUGACGUCAAUCAAUCAGCAAUCAGCUAUGGAAUCAACUCCUUGGCUGCUAUCAAGGUAUCCUCGUUAUGUCGCCAGUACGGGUUUACAGUUCCCGUGCGCGACAUCCUCUUGGAGCCAUCUAUCCAAGCGUUGAUAGGUCGGUGUGACGGGCAGAGAUCUCAUGUCUCCACGCAAGAGACCAGUCUACAGUGCCGGAAGAAAUCAAAGAUCACACCCCUUCAAAAGGCCCUCCUCUUAGCUACCAUGGACAAUCACCAGAUGAACUAUGUGCAACAACUUUCUCAUUAUGCUACAGCUGAUAUCCACCGGGUCAAAAAGGCAUGGGAGGCUGUCGUCUCAGUUGAGCCCAUGUUUCGUACGUCUUUCAGCUGGUCAACAGAGGAACCCAUGCAGAUUGUGCAGCCACAAGCUUCGUUUGCUUGGGAAGAAACAACGGUGAAAUCUCAACAUGAUGUCGACGUGGCGUUCCAGGAAUUAAUCAGCCGUGCCGACCUGGGCAUCGACGGAUUUUCAGCCUCCUUGAUUUUCCAGAAAGUGGAUGCUGCUCUUGAAGGCAGACCCUUUGAGAGCUCUCUCCCGUUCACUAUCGCAGCAAGGGAUAUGGAGCAGCUACGUCGUGAAACACGUACAGAGAUCCAAGAACAUUGGAGUGAUCGUGAGCCACUCAUACCUGAUGCGUGCGGCGACAUAGCAUCUCCAAACGCUAGUUUGCUUAGCCCCCGUCAACCAGGCCACGCUCAGAUUUCUGUAUAUGAGAGUGUAGAUCGGGCAAAAGUCGUAGAAUACGCCUGCGCUGUGAAUGUCACCCCAGCGGCCAUAUUUAAUGCGGCAUGGAUACUGCUGCUCACAACCUACACCAAUUCGGACACAAUCGUGUACGGAAGUGUCUUCUCAGGCCGCAAUCUUCCUUUCUCAUGGGCAGACACCAUGAUAGGCCCGUUGAUUCAAACGUUGCCUGUCCUUGUUCGGGUUGACAGGUCCUCAUCUACUGAAAAGUUUUUGCAGCAGAUUCAUCGUGAAAUCCAAGGCCUGGCUAGCAUACACGUUUCGGAAGUUCCAUCAAACAUACCAGCAUUCUCCACCACAGUUGCUGUUCAAGAUGGUGGGCUGAGGAGAGGAACAACAGCCGUAAAGUGCCUCCAAGAUCCGUCAUUCCAAAAUACUGCAGACAUUCCUCUCAACCUAGUGAUCGACCCAGAUGAGGGUAUUCGCCUCUUCUAUAGGACCGAUAUGUUCUCACUAACUCAGGUGCAAGACAUGGCAGAUAUCUAUGAUAGCAUCUUACACUCCCUGAUUCGCAGCCGGUUCUCUGUGCAGCAGUGUCUCGGCCUGAAAUUCCCCGCGCACAUGCGCGAGAAGAUAUUGACAGCCGGAAACAGUAACUCGACUUCCAGCUUUACAUGCAAUUCGGGUCAAACUAUCAGCAGUCUGUUCCAAUAUUCAACGUGGCACAAUGCUUCAGAAAUCUCCAUUCAAGCAGGAGAGAAGGCUUUGACAUAUACUCAAUUGGCUGAACGUGUGGACAAAAUUACAAGCGUUAUCACUUUGCUCGUCCCCGCUGGUGCAGUCAUUGCAGUUUUGGCAGACCGAUCCAGCAACUGGAUUGUCGGAAUGCUCGCCGCAAUGCAAGCCAACACGGUUUAUUGUCCGGUGGACGCAUCGUACCCUGAGGAAUAUCGUGCUCAGCUCCUUGAACGCAGCGGUGCCCAGGUUCUACUGCUUCCCAAUACUUCGCAAAUGGAAAAGACAGGGCCAAAUGGUCCACUCACACUAGCGAUAGACCAUAUUCUGAACAAAAACAUCAAGCCAGCGGAUUUCCAACCUAGGUUACCACAGCCUAGCUCUACGGCUUAUCUUUGUUUCACUUCUGGGUCCACUGGCCAGCCCAAAGGAGUGCUGUGUAGGCAUCGGGGCGUUGUCGCCCUAUAUUCCUCCGUGUCCGCUCGACCCACAAGCCGUCCCAGCACACGAAUUGGUCAGAUGCUUUCUCCAGGAUUCGAUGGCUGUAUCCACGAGAUUCUCUCGACCGUCUGUUCUGGGGGUACUUUGGUACUACCCCGAGGAAAGGACGAUAAAUUCUCUCACCUGUCAGAUGUGGAUGUAGCAACACUCACCCCUUCCCUGGCUGGAGAACUGGACCCACGAGACUAUCCUAACUUGAAAUCGAUUCACUUCGGCGGAGAACCUGUGCCAGAUGCGUUGGUCGAACGAUGGGCUUCGGACAGAGAGCUUUAUAAUAUUUAUGGGCCCACAGAGGUAUUAUGGCCCAUUCUAUCGAUCAAUUUGAAUAAUCAACCUAUGCUGACGAUCGGUGAAAUAUAUAUCGCCGGGGUUCAGAUAUCCCGCGGGUAUCUUGGAAUUGAAAAGAAGACGACAGAAGAAAUUGUACCUGAUCCAUUUUGCGAGGGCUUUGACCAAGAAAUGAUGUAUCGCUCCGGGGACAUUGGCUUUUUGGAUGAGCAUGGCAACCUGCAUUGCUGUAGUAGAGAUGAUCGGCAGGUCAAACUUCGAGGAUACCGUAUUAACUUGGACGACAUCCCAGCAGUGGUUUAUCGGACGAUGUGCUCGGUCUCCAAAGCCGUCGCAGUCACAGAGAACGGCGCUGUUGUGCUCUGGGUUGAGCCAGAAAUCGAUACAGAGCUACUGAGACGCCAGCUGGCCGUGGCACUGCCACCUCAUUCGGCCCCGAAAAGCGUUUACUCCAUGACAAAGCUGCCCCUAACCAAAAAUGGUAAAUUUGAUAUCAAGGGUCUUGUCUCGAACAAUCACGUCAAACUGGUUCCCAAGUCAAGUCAGCCCCUGAAUUCUCUAGAAGAGACACUUGCAGGCAUCUGGAGACAAUUGUUGACGUUGGACUCCAAGAGGCAAAUAUCAAGCGCAGAUGAUUUUGCCGUCCUCGGUGGUCAUUCUCUCCUCCAACUUGCUCUAGCUGCUCGCAUCAAGAGCCUUUUCAACAUCCCAAUUACCGUCAAAGAUAUUAUCUCCGCAUCAACGCUCCGAGAUCUAGCCCGUCUUAUUCAGACUCAGGGCGAGUCACAGGUACAUGGCACACCACUGGCAUCACCAGAAGCUCAAGUCCAGCCACUUGGUCUAGAAACUCCUUCAUCGACAGAGAUCGAGUGGAUACAUCGUUACCAACAUUCAGAGACAACAACGAGCUUCAAUGUACCUUACUUUGCGGAGCUCUCGACUGAUGUUGACAUCCAAAAGCUGGCUUCUGCAUUCCAGAUAGUGUUUAAUCGCCAUCGAAUUUUGCGUUCCAGGUUUACAAGCCGGGGGGGGGGAUAA